AUGGUCGAUUUGAAGCAACAGCUCAACACCCUCGACUAUUUUGGAGUGGUUGCUGUUUGGGUGGCGUUCUUCUCGGUUGUGGCAAUCAUCUCAAUGACCUGUAUCUUGUGGUGUUGUGUGACGAAAGAUGAUGAUGUGACUGUUUUCCAAAAAUGGGGAAUGGGCCCUCGUCGCGGCACGUCAGCUGGUCAGAGAAACGAUUAUCAUAUGACCUAUUCGAGGAGUUUCUCUCCAAAUGGACUUCAACGACCGAAUCCUGAUUAUUUGAUGUGUGGAGGGACUUUUCAUGCAACGACAGCCGCCAAAAUCUUUGCCGUCUAUCAAUUUCUCGCUUGUCUCGUCUUUUCUGCCUUCAACUUUUGGGCUUUCGGCUCCGAUAAAUUAAGUCUCUUCUUGUUUUGCAUCGCUUUCACAAUGUAUUCUGUGAUCGUCAUUUAUGGGGUUUUUCUCGAGAAGAAAUCCUUUCUUCUACCGUUUCUCUUCGUUCAUUUUGGUGUGGCUCUCGUCUUUCUCCUUGUCACUUGUACCUAUGCCGGUCUUGGCGCAUUCACCGAUUUCAUCGCCAAUCAACACCGCGAAAGUGCGCCGUUGAGGGAUCUCUAUGGAAUGCACAAAUUGAAUCCAGACAGUGAGGGAAUUCAAACAAUCACCUCAUCAGCUGUUCUCUUCUUGUUGAUUAUCUCAACGAUCGUUCAAAUGUUCUCAUGGUUAGUGAUGCUGAGAACAUAUCAAUGUUAUCGAGAUGCUGAUCGAACGAUCGUCCCUAAAGACGGGUACAACCGAGGCUUCAACUUUGAGGUCUCGAAAUUUGCGUGGAAAAUUCCGAUCUACGAGCCAACACCGCCACUAUGCACACUGUUUGUUUCGAUCCAGGAUCCGAAUGAUCCGGUGGGAUAUGUAAUCCUCAUCUAUUUUCAUCAUUCAACAUGUUCCCAACGAUUAGCGAAAAGCCAUGACUGUUCUCUAUUUUUCGAAAUCCGUUCUUCUCGAAAAGGAGGUGACGACAAGACACACUUUCAACACAACAAACCCUCGAAAAUACCCACAAACAAGGAAAGUCGUCAUCAAGCCAACACCAAGAAG
Molecule: messenger RNA, 1083 nt
Organism: Mesorhabditis belari
Lineage: Eukaryota; Metazoa; Nematoda; Chromadorea; Rhabditida; Rhabditidae
Source: the annotation of a GenBank genome assembly